Molecule: messenger RNA, 501 nt
Organism: Coniophora puteana RWD-64-598 SS2
Lineage: Eukaryota; Fungi; Basidiomycota; Agaricomycetes; Boletales; Coniophoraceae
Exons: 4
Coding region: 70-399 (109 amino acids)
Source: RefSeq, a predicted model, not a curated record
CCGAAAUUGACCUUCACAUCCUCACCUCCGUCUUCUUUCACCUCCAUCUAACACAUUUCAUAUAUCAUCAUGGGUUGGUUCUCUGACGAUUCCGAGCAGGCUCAGGCCUACGACACCGUCACCAACGCGCCUCACAAGGCUGAGCUCUCCCACGAGCUUCUCGCUGCUGCUGCCUCCUACGAGGCUGCCAAGGCCUACGAGAAGCACGUCGCUGAGAACGGUGCCCCCGACUCGCACGCUAAGGCCAAGGAGCUUAUCGCUGCCUUCGGUGGUGCCUUCAUUGACCGCAUGGUCGAGACCAAGGGUCUCGAUGCUAUCGACAAUUACCGUGCCAAGCAGCAGGCACAGGAGCACGUCGAUACCGUCAUCACCGAGGAGAACUACACCUCCUACAACUAAGCGGAAAUGCGGUAGAUCUCAAUGUAUUAGCUAGUGUAUGAAUCUCAACUGGAGAAUCGCAACGCAAAUUACAAACGCGUGAUGUAGCCAAGGUAUGGCGAA